CCCAGCCACAGACUGGAGUCAUGAAUCCUAUAUCAGUGCUGACCCUCUUGGGGGUCUGGACCUUGCUACCCUGUGUCCCAGCUCUGACCUGCCGGAGAAGCAGAAUACAGACCGUGAGGAGCGUGGUAGAGCUACCUCUCGAGUGGGAAAUGGAUGAGACAACUUGUGAGGCCGGGGAGGGUUGCCAAGAUUUGGUGAUGCUCCUGUACAAUGGACCCCAGAUCAACUUGGUGGUCAUCAAGGACUGUGUUAAGGUUGAGGACCAAGAGCCAAGGGUUACCUGGCUCAGGACAGGCCCUGGGCUCUCUGUCGUCUCCUACAUCCAUGUGUGUCGCCAUGGUGACCUCUGCAACGAUGCACACAGCACUAAGAUCCUUGGGGACCUACCCACACCCACAGUCCCAGGGUCCCUGCGCUGCCCGCUCUGCCUUUCUAAGGACGGCUGUGAGAAUGCACCGGAGCAGGUCUGCCCUGCAGGAAGCACACACUGCUACAAUGGAGUCCUCAGGCUCAGGGGAGAAAUCAUCAAGACCAAUCUCAAGGUGCAGGGCUGCAUGCCCCAGCCAGACUGCAACCUGCUCAACGGCACCAAGGUGAUUGGGACCUUGUAUAUGAACGAAUACUGUGGUCUUCAGUUAGGUUCACAGGCUCUGGAUUGCAACAGUGGAGAACUGGACACUGUGAAUAAUGUAUCGGAUCUGCACCUGAGCUGGACGACUGGCUGGAAAACCUGUGAGGCUGGCGAGGCGUGUUACGAAACAGUGAUGCUAACACAGAAUGGCCUGGGAAACCUGAGCUGCCCAUUCUGCCUUUCUAAAGAUGGCUGUCCUCAGAAUGGACCCGAGCGGGUCUGCCCUGCAGGCAGCACACACUGCUACAGUGGAAUCCUCAGCCUCCACGGAGGAGGAAUCAUCUCUAAUCUGAAGGUGCAGGGAUGCGCAUUCCAGUCCCAGUCAGACUGCAACCUGCUCAACGGCACCCAGACAAUCGGACCCAUAAAUGUGCGUGAGGGCUGCGGUCUUCAGUUAGCUGCAGAGGUUCUGAAAUGCCAGCACGGGACUCUAGAGACCGUGCAGGAUAAAUCGAAUCUGCCUCUCCAGUGGACGGCUGGCCAGAAAACCUGUGAUGUGGGUGAAGGCUGCCAAGACACGCUGAUGAUGAUAGAGAACGGAGAGCAGGUGAAGUUGGUUCUCACGAAGGGCUGCACUGCCGCAGAGGACCAAGAAGCCAAAGUCACGGAGCACAGAACUGGCCCAGGCCUGUCUGUCACCUCCUACACCCGAGUAUGCCGGGAGAAAGAUUUCUGCAAUGACCUGUCUACCACAGCCCCUCUCUGGGCUCCACCUCUAGUGACAGCCCCAGGGAACAUGAGCUGCCCCCUCUGCUUUUCUGCACAAGCCUGUGAGAGUGCUCCAGAGCAGGUCUGCCCUGCAGGGAGCACACACUGCUACAGUGGAGUCCUCAGCCUCCAUGGAGGAGGGAUCAUCUCCAAUCAGAAAGUGCAGGGCUGUAUGUCCCAGCCGGGAUGCAACCUGCUUAAUGGCAUACAGAAAAUUGGACCUAUGGAUGUGAGUGAGCACUGCAGUCCUCUGUCAAAUACUCUGACAUGUUACAGGGGGAUCAUGUUUAAGCUUGGCUAUGGCCUUGCUGAGGAAGCUGUCAAGUGGACUGUACCAGGGACUCAGGCAUGUGAGCUUGAUGAGAUUUGUCAAGAGACACUCCUGCUCAUAGAUGUAGGACAAAAAUCAGCCCUCCUGGGGAGCAAAGGCUGCAGCAAACCUGGGGCACAGAACAAUGUUGGUGUCUCCAUAUUCUCUCGGCCCCCUGGGAUGCUGAUGGUUUCCUAUACCAGAUUCUGUUCUUCCCGCCUAUGCAAUGGAGCCAACAGCAGCAGCGUCCUUCUAAGCAUCCUCCCUCAUCCAGACGUUCCUCCCCCAGGAGAUGUGCAGUGUCCCAUGUGUGUACAGUUAUUUGGAUCCUGCCAGAACACCAAACUUUUCACCUGCCCUCAGGGUGCCACUCACUGUUAUAAAGGUGACAUUGAGCUACGGGGAGGUGGACUAUCUUCCACAGUGGGCAUUCAGGGGUGCAUGGCCCCACCUAUCAAACCCUUACUGGGUGGCUCCAAAACAAUCGGGAUCUUCUCAGCAAAGGAGAUCUCUGGCUAUCAACGUGAUGAUGAAAAUAAUGGCGACUCUCUUCUUGAUGGCGCCUCCACCUCUUCCCUGGCCUGGAUGUUAGGGCUCUCAGCUCUUCUCAGCUCUUUGUGUGCUGGGAUCUGUCCUCUCUGCUGAACCCAUUUCCUGGCCAUUUUUAAUCCCUCUUGGCCACCCAGCCCUCCUCUCACUUCAUAACCCAAAGACCUGAGACUGGGCACUGUCAGCCUGCGCUGUUGGGUGCCCUCAUCCCUCACCCACACACCUCAUAUUUACAUAUGGGAGCCACUGAAUUCACCCGGUUUCAGAGCAGACAACCGCACAUUGACCACACAUGUGGAAAAAUAAAGUUGCUGUUGUUUCUACAAA
Mastomys coucha (southern multimammate mouse) is the source of this 2525-nucleotide messenger RNA. RefSeq names its product CD177 antigen-like. Gene Ontology annotation, biological process: regulation of integrin-mediated signaling pathway; cell-cell junction maintenance; leukocyte cell-cell adhesion. Gene Ontology annotation, cellular component: plasma membrane raft; plasma membrane. The record is from RefSeq and is a predicted model, not a curated record. The transcript has 16 exons. NCBI's taxonomy places the organism in Eukaryota, Metazoa, Chordata, Mammalia, Rodentia, Muridae. Bases 21 to 2294 code for a protein of 757 amino acids.